AUGAAUAACGUAUCUAGUAAUGAUAAGAUGAGUAAAGUAUCUAGUAAUGGUAAUGUUAAAACGGGUAACAGUAACAACAAUGAAUGUGAUUACCUUUUUAAAGUCGGUAAAUCUAAUCUUCUUUCACGUUUAACUUGUAAUGAGUUCGAUUUGGAGUCCAAACCUACUAUUGGUGUUGAAUUUAAGACCAAGAAUAUUCAAAUAGAUAAUAAAACUAUCAAAGCAAAAAUUUGGGAUACUGGUAUCGUUGGUGCUUUACUUGUUUAUGAUAUUACCAAAUAUGAAACAUAUGAAAACGUCAACCGCUGGUUGGAAGAAUUAAGAGAUCAUGUUGAUAGUGAUGUUGCCAUUAUGCUUAUCGGAAAUAAGACUGAUUUAAGAAAUUUGCGAGUAGUUUCUACUGAAGAAGCAAAAAAAUUUGCCGUAACGUAG
Racocetra fulgida is the source of this 432-nucleotide messenger RNA. NCBI's taxonomy places the organism in Eukaryota, Fungi, Glomeromycota, Glomeromycetes, Diversisporales, Gigasporaceae. The record is from the annotation of a GenBank genome assembly.